AUGUAUCAUUUCUUAGAACAGAAAAAAAACGUUUUAAAAAUAAUAAAUAAUGAAAGCAGUUUAUUUAGAUAUAUAGAUAUUUAUAAAAAUUGUGAAAAUGAUGUAUAUAAUAUAUAUUUGAAUAUAUAUAAAGCACAAAAAAAUGUGGGUAAAAAUGAUGAAAUAAAUAAUAUUUUUAAGUCUUCGGAAUGUUUUAAGGAAAUAUCUCAUGAUAAUAAUAAUUUUAUUGAAAAAAAAGUUAAAGAAAUAAUUGAGGAAAAAGAAAUUAUUGAAAAAGAAAAUGAUAAAUCAAUAAAAAAAAGUAUCGAUUUAUUAAUUUAUCCAUGUAUAUACGAAAUUAAUAUGAACGAAAAUUAUUUUACAAGUUCUUGCUGUUCAGGUAGAACAAUCAUAUUUUGUGAAGCUGAUAAUUCGAAAAAAGAAAAUGAAAAAAAAACAAUUUCCAAUAAUAAUUUAGACACACCCAAUAGUGCUAAUGAAUUAAAAGAUAAUUGUAAAGAUAAACAGUUUCUUUCGUAUUUAAAAAAAAAAUACAUAUUAAAAAAUUUGACACUAACAAAUGAAUAUGAAAAUAUAGAUAAAAAAAACAUCGAUAUAAAUAAAAAAAAUAUCGAUAUAAAUAAUUAUAAAUAUUUUUCGAUUUCACAAAAGGAACCAAUUCACAGAAAAAACGUUAAAUUAUUUUAUUGUAGUCAUUCCCAUCACAACUUGGAAAUUGAUACAAAAAAUAUAAAAAAAAAAUUGUUAGAAAAUUGGAGACAGAAUUUUUGUUAUGUAUUAAAUCAGGAGGAAAAUUUAUCUCGAGACGGUGAAAAUAAAAAGUUGAUUCACAGUUUUAGUGAUAAUGAAAAUAUAGAUAAUUAUUUCGGAUUAAAAAAAACAAAAAUUGAAGUAAAAAAGCAAAAGCAAAAACCAAAACAAAAACUAAAACAAAAACCAAAACAAAAUGUGUACAUAAAGUUCGAACCUUUUAUUAUUCAUGUAAAAUGUAUUGAUUUAUAUAGUGCAUUAAAUUUACUAAAAAUAGCCCAAAGUGCUGGAUUGAAACAAAGUGGGAUUCUUAAUUUUAACAAAGAUGUAACAGUUGCAAUUAGAGGAUCAAUGAGGUUAGAGCAUUACAUGGGAAAUUUGCUCGAUAUAGAUAUAAAUAAAAUAACAGAAUUAAUUGAUAUAUGCAAUAAUAAAAUGUCUAAAAAUAUUAUGCAACUUAUACACUUUUACAAAUUUUAUAAAGAAAAAAUGAAUACAGCCGAUAAUGAAUUUUUUGAUAUUAAUUACAAAUUUGUGUGUGAUAAAAAUCGGGUAAAUUGUCAUGGAAAUCCAAAUGAGGGAAAAAAUGAGGAAAAAAAUGAGGGAAAAAAUGAAAAAAAAAAUGAGGAAAAAAAUGAGGAAAAAAAUGAGGAAAAAAAUGAGGGAAAAAAUGAGAAUACAAAAAAGAAAAAAACAAUAAAUAUGAAAAAAGGAGAUACAAAUAUAAAACAAAUAAACUUAAAAAAAUAUAAUGUAGAAAUUUUAGAAAAAGGGGAAAUUAUUAAUAUAAAUACCAAAAGUAAUGCAUUAAAAUGGUCAGUUUUUCCAAAGAUAGAUGAUGUUCAUAAUUUUUUUGUUUGGGGACAUGAUAUGUUUAUGGAUAAAAAUAAAAUUUAUUUAUUUGGAGGGUUUACAAAAGGAGUUAGAAAUAAUAAAUUAAAAAUUUAUGACAUAUUAAAUAAAGAAAUCAUAAUGAAUGAUACUGAAUUACCAUCUUUGGCAUUUCACGUUUUUUUAAAAUUAGAUGACAAUUAUGCAUUUAUAUUUGGGGGAAGAAAAAACCCACAAACAUGUUCUAACAAUGUAUGGAUUUAUAAUAUUAAAAAGAAUACUUGGAAUUUGGCAAAAAUUAGAUAUAAUAUAAGUAGUAAACACAUUGAAAAAAAUAGAAAAGAUUCUGAAAAUUGUGAAAAUUGUGAAAAUAGUGAAAAUUGUGAAAAUAGUGAAAAUUGUGAAAAUAGUGAAAAAUGUGAAAAUUGUGAAAAUAGUAAAAAUUGUGAAAAUAGUAAAAAUUGUGAAAAUAGUAAAAAUUGUGAAAAUAGUAAAAAUUGUCAGCAUGAUCAAGUACCAUCUCCAAGAUACAGACAUGCAUGUGCAGUUGUAAAAAAAUAUAAAAAAAAAAAAAAUAAUUCAAGUGUUUAUAUAUUUUAUACAUAUGGGGGGGUGAAUAAUUCGAGCUUAAUUUUAAAUGAUAUUUGGAAAGGAAAAAUAACGAUAAAUGAAAAAAAUGAUGAUGCCUAUAUUGUAUGGAAUAAAAAAGGGAAUUAUAAUGUUCAAAAAAAUAUAAUUCCAAUUAAAAAUCACUCUAUGGUUUAUAAUAAUAAAAAAAAUAUAAUUUAUAUUAUUGGGGGUAAUUAUGGAAAAGUUUCGGAAAUGGAUAAAGAAAAUUGUAUUAUCAGCAGCUCACCAUUUGAAGAAACAGAAAAAAUAGAAAAAAAUAAUAAACAAAUAUUAUACAAUAUUGAAAAUAUAAAAAAUAUAUAUAUAUAUAACAUUAAAACAGAUUUAUUUGAUUUUGUAAAAUGUGAAGGAGAUGAUAAAUACAAUUUUCCUUUAUCUCGAUUCUCUCAUACAUGCUGUUUAAUUGACGCAAAUUAUUUUAUACUAAUAGGAGGGUUAAAUUAUCAUAGAACAAUAAACGAUAUAUGGGUAUUUAAUAUGAAACAAAAUAAAUGGCAUUAUUUAGAUAAAUUUUAUUUCAAUAGUAUGUAUGUAAGAUCAAAAGUUGUGUGCGAAAAUUAUAAUAUAUAUAUUAUUGGUGGGGGGUGUAUUAUUUUCACAUUUGGAAGCUUUUUCGAUUUACCUGUACAUGCAGGUUUUAGGGAAGCUAUUAUGGAUAUCGAAAAGAGUAACUCAAAUGAUAUGAACAAGGAAAUAAAAAAAAAUACAUAUGAGGAAAAAACAAAUGUAUGUGAGAAAAAAACAAAUAUAUAUAAGAACAAUGGUGUAGAAGAAAAUAAAAAUUCAUCCCUAUAUGCAAAAGAUAUUAAAAUUAAAAAAAUAGAAAAGUGCAAAAAAAAUGGUGACACCUCAUAUAACUCAGAUCUAUAUAUUAUAGUAAAGGAUAAAAUAUUUCUUAAAGAAAUAAAAAAUUAUUUAGAAAAUAUAAACAAUUUUGAUAAAAGCAGAAAAAUAGUUUUCUCUCAAUUUAGUAUAAACAAUAUUAAAAAAGAAGGGUUUUAUGUACCAAUUAAGAGAAAAAUGGAUAUGUCAAUAAAUUUUUUAGACAAAAUAUUUUUGUGUGAUAAUAAGGGAAUAUUUUAUAUGAACGGCAAGGUAAAAAAUGAAAAAAAAAAUGAAAAAAAAAAUUUAAAAAAAAAAUUAAAGGAAUUAUUUGAAAAUUUUGUAAAUAAUGAAAUAAAAAAUUAUUUAAAUGAGUCGGAUAAAAGCUUAAUUUUACGAGCUUGUAAUAAAUAUGAAAUAAUAGGAAAUAUCCUAAUAUUUCAUUAUAUGCAUUUAAAACCGUUGAUAGAUUUGUGUAUUCCAUAUUUGAAGGAAAGCGAACAAAAUGAAAAGGGUGUAGGCUUAUUGCUGUUGCGAAGGAGAAAGGGAAAAUGGAAAAAAAAAAAAAACAGUGGAAAAAAAGAAAAAUACGAAAAAAAAAAAAGAUAUGUUGAUAUUUAUACUAUGAUGAAAAUGAAGUAUAAAUAUAACAAUCUUAUAAAACUUGUCUAUCUUUUUUUUGUAUCUAUAAAAAGAAUUUUUAAUUAUUAUACACACAAAAAAAGGAGAAAUAAUUUAAAAAUUAAUUUAUUUGGAGGAAUAAGAAGAUAUAACAAAAGUGUCUUCAAAUGUUUAGCAGCCAAACAAAAUAAACGAAAGAAAUUUGUUAAAAAUUUUAGCAUGUACAUAGAAGAAGGAAUAAUAUGCAAAAAUAAAUUUUCGAAUAUUUAUAAAUAUGAGAAUGUAAAAAUUAGAAUGUUUAAGCAUGAUGAAAUUUGUAGAGAAAAAAAUAAAAAAAUAAAAUCUAUUGCUAUAUAUGAAAAAAUAACAGGAAAAUUACGAAAAAACAAAAUAUAUUUAAUGAAUGGGCAAAGCUUAAAAACAAUACAUACAGAAAAUAAUGUUAUGUACAAAUUAAAUUUAAGUAAGUGCAUGUUUUGUUCUGGUAAUGGCACUGAAAAGGAGCGAAUGAAAAAUAUUUUUCUUAAAAAGAAAAAAAAUAUGCAUGACAAUAAUGAUGAUGAUAAUGCUGAUAAUAAUAAUGAUGAUAAUGCUGAUAAUAAUAAUGAUGAUAAUGCUGAUAAUAAUAAUGAUGACAAUAAUGAUAGCCAUUAUAUGGUUGACGGUUUUCGAGAGAAUGUUGUGGAUUUAUUUUGUGGGGCAGGAUAUUUUACACUUCCUCUGUUAAAAUUUGUAGGAGAUAGCAAAAUAAAUAAUUAUUAUGCAUUUGAUAUUAACCACCAUUCAUUAAGCUUUUUAAAAAAAUCAAUAAAAUUAAAUAAUAUAAAAAAAAAAAACUUAUAUAUAUUAAAAGAAAAUUCUUUUCAUAUGUCAAAAAAUGAUAACAUAAUUAAAAAGUGCCAUAGAGUUUUAUUGGGAUUAUUACCAAAUAGUAAAAAUGCAUGGAAAAAGGGUUUUAAUCUAAUAGAUGAUAAAAUAGGAGGCACAUUACAUAUACAUGGAGUUGCAGAAGAUUCUUACAAUGAUAGUUUAUUUUUUGAGAUAUUGAACACUUAUGAAUAUGAGAGAUAUACUAAAACAAUGGGGACUAACAAUACAAAGGAAAUAAAUGUGUUAGAAUUUUUGAAAGUUGGUAAAUAUGAAGCAGCAAGCAAAGAAGUGGACCGUAAAUAUGAAGCAGCAAACAAAGAAGCGAACCGUAAAUAUGAAGUACCAAACAAAGAAGUGAAUCGUAAAUAUUCAGGAAGUAAUAUAUCGCCCCGAUUAAAUUUUGCCCAAUAUGUUUUGAUAGAAAUUUUUAAAAUAUCUAUAGAAGACUAUAAAAAAUAUAAAACACAUUGGGAAAUUAGGAUUUCACAUGUCGAAAGGGUUAAAUCAUAUGCUCCUCGUAUGUAUCACUAUGUAGUUGAUAUUGAAUGUGUUCCACAAUUAAAAUAA
This is a messenger RNA of Plasmodium yoelii, 5091 nucleotides long. RefSeq lists its product as uncharacterized. Gene Ontology annotation, biological process: tRNA methylation. Gene Ontology annotation, cellular component: cytoplasm. Lineage: Eukaryota; Apicomplexa; Aconoidasida; Haemosporida; Plasmodiidae. The record is from RefSeq and is a predicted model, not a curated record. The transcript has a single exon. Bases 1 to 5091 code for a protein of 1696 amino acids. Gene Ontology annotation, molecular function: protein binding; tRNA methyltransferase activity.